AUGUGUAAGCCAACAGGAUACUUCUCGAGAAGCAAACUAUAUGGGCAUACCAAAUCGCGGAUUCCAGGGUUACAACCAAGGGAACUUAUCCGGAUUCCACUAAGGGGGAGCAGGAUUCAAUCACGGACCACCGGGAUUCAAUCAAGGAAGAAACUUCACGCAAGGUUCAGGGUGGAGGAAUCAGGGAAACCAGUACAAGGAGCAAAGGAAUCAACAAUCAUACCAACCGCCAUACCAGCAUCCCAGCCAGGCCCCAUUAAGCAAGAAAAGCCCACCAAUAUAGAAGAACUGUUGCUGCAAUUCAUCCAGGAAACACGAUUCCAUCAAAAGAGCACGGAUGCAGCUAUUCGAAAUCUGGAAGUUCAAAUGGGCCAAUUGAAGAAAGCACAGGAGGAAGGUAAGGUUGAAGAAGAAGACUGGUCAGAGGAAGACAGGACAGAGACACCAGAAGAAAGGAUAGAAGAAGAGGAGAAAGUGGCAUCACCACCUACAACCAAGAGUCAGGAAGCGCGGGAAGCCAGGAAAGAAGAACCACCAGCCCUAUCACAAGAUCUCCCACAUCCUGUGAUACCCACCAAGAAGAACAAGGAAUGUUAUUUCAAGCGUUUCUUGGAAAUAUUCAAAGGGCUGGAGAUCACUAUGCCAUUCGGGGAAGCCUUACAGCAGAUGCCCUUAUACUCCAAAUUUAUGAAGGACAUCCUCACCAAGAAGGGGAAGUACAUUGACAAUGAGAACAUUGUGGUAGGGGGUAACUGUAGCGCUAUAAUACAAAGGAAGCUACCCAAGAAGUUUAAGGACCACGGAAGUGUUACCAUCCCGUGCACCAUAGGGAAGGAGACGGUGAACAAGGCCCUCAUUGACUUAGGAGCAAGUAUCAAUCUGAUGCCCUUGUCAAUGUGUAAAAGAAUUGAGAAUCUGAAGAUAGAUCCUACCAAGAUGACGCUUCAGCUAGCAGACCGCUCGAUUACAAGGCCGUACGGGGUGGUAGAAGAUGUCCUAGUCAAGGUACGCCACUUUACUUUUCCGGUGGACUUUGUCAUAAUGGAUAUCGAAGAAGACACAUACAUUCCCCUCAUCUUAGGCAGACCAUUCAUGCUGACUGCCAACUGUGUGGUGGAUAUGGGGAAUGGGAACUUGGAGUUGAGUAUUGACAAUCAGAAGAUCACCUUCGACCAAUUCAAAGCAAUGAAGUAUCCACAUGAAGGUUGGAAGUGUUUCAGAGUAUAA
Molecule: messenger RNA, 1227 nt
Organism: Glycine soja
Lineage: Eukaryota; Viridiplantae; Streptophyta; Magnoliopsida; Fabales; Fabaceae
Exons: 2
Coding region: 1-1227 (408 amino acids)
Source: RefSeq, a predicted model, not a curated record